AUGAUUGAAGAUCAUAUCGAUUUUGUAGACACUCAGGAAGAGCAUUCACUUUUAAGAGAGAGACUUCCUCACAAAUUGACCUAUAGCAAUUUCUGUAAGAGAGUCAUGCUGUUGGUCUUUCAUUAUCUAGUGCGAGACGGAAAAGAACCAAAAUUUUAUCGACGACCACUUGUGAAAAGAGAACUUAUUGAAAAUCUGUUACGAGAAAAAGAUCCUCACUUUUAUUCCAUUGUUAAUCCAUCCAUUGCUCGUGAAUUGCAUACUCUCUUGAAUACAAAUAGUGAAAUGAAAUUUAAGCAAGCGAUUGCCAUUGUUUUUGCUGGUAUCCUUAAUAUGGAAACAUUGCAAAGUCUUCACAAGGUAACAACAACAACAACGAAUGUUUUACCAAGGAGAAGAGCAACAAGCAAUUCCAAACGAUCUUCUUCCAAGAAGCGAUCAUCCAAUGAGGAUCUAUCCGAUGGUGAUGAUGACGAUGAACAAGAUGAUGAACAAGACGAAGACGAUCAAAUCGCCACUUCUCAAAGAGACCCAACACGUGUCACUAGCAGUGCUUUGAAAAACAGUCAGUCUCGUAGUCGACGACGACGACAUGUCAAUGUUUCUUCACAAAGUCAAACCACAAGUGACAAUGAUGAAGAAGAAAAACAAGAUGUUUCUAAUAUGAAUGACUCAUGGAAAAACCUACAAGACCUCGACGACAAGCAAGUAAGAAUUUGA
Molecule: messenger RNA, 720 nt
Organism: Naegleria lovaniensis
Lineage: Eukaryota; Heterolobosea; Eutetramitea; Acrasida; Naegleriidae
Exons: 1
Coding region: 1-720 (239 amino acids)
Source: RefSeq, a predicted model, not a curated record